Dryobates pubescens (Downy woodpecker) is the source of this 7643-nucleotide messenger RNA. It is a transcript of the gene ZNF407, whose product is annotated as zinc finger protein 407. Gene Ontology annotation, molecular function: zinc ion binding; nucleic acid binding. The record is from RefSeq and is a predicted model, not a curated record. The coding region runs from base 111 to 6974 and encodes 2287 amino acids. NCBI's taxonomy places the organism in Eukaryota, Metazoa, Chordata, Aves, Piciformes, Picidae. The transcript is spliced from 9 exons. Gene Ontology annotation, cellular component: nucleus. Gene Ontology annotation, biological process: regulation of gene expression.
CGCAAGACGGCGAAUCUACGGCGCGCCACUUGUGACCAAGAUCAUCACAAGCGGAGGCGGACGGCUCCCCCUGUGCGGUAGUAAGUCAUGAUCUACAGUUGGUCAUAUCAAUGUUAAGAAUGGAUGGGGAAGAAAAUGAAAAGGAAGAUGAUGUUGAUGAGCGCUUACAAACUGUGCUGACAGAAGAAUCCCAGAGAAAGACAUCAGGAGAAAAUGCUGGAUGCAACUCUUCAUCUCAGCAGGAAACAAGGCUUCUAUCAGGUGAAGUGCUCAGGGACCCUGAAAACAAAAGAAAAGAGAAUGGCACAAAUGAAAAGGCAAUGUCAGGAUCACCGAACCCGGAUGUUGUUGCAGCAGACAAACCUGAAAAUGUCUCUAGAAAAAGGAAGAUUUCUUCAGAAGACAUGGAACAUAGUGCAAGGAAAUUGCACAAAGUAUCUGGAGAACCAGGUAGUGUAGCUGGAGCUGUAAAGGAGGAAGGAGUCGCCACUUGUCUUGGUGAUGAUGUAUUUAAUUCAAAUUUCCUGUGCCUACAUUGUGAUUUCAAAUGUGCUGAUGGUGCCAUGCUGAAAAUUCACAAGGAAAACAAACAUUCACAAGAGGUGCCAGAUGUUGUUCCUGAUAAAUUAGCUUCUUCAGAACAAAUCAUUGUUGGCUGUACACCUGGGAACACAGACAAAGAUCUUAAAGGCAAAAUGAGUGAUCAGUGUUUACCUUCCUGCUCUCACAUGGAAAAACAUAAACAAGAAACCUCCUCUAAACAAUCCAAAGAGCAAACAUUUCUUCACUCAAGCUUCACAGCUGAAUGUAGUUCAACAUUACAUAUGCAUGUUAAGCAAGAUCACGAGAAAUCCAAGAUAUUCUGUUGUGAUCUUUGUGGUUUUCAGAGUAGUGAGGAAGAUCUCCUAAAUUCUCAUUUGCUUGGCAAGACACACCUUCGACGCCAAAAUCUUGCUGCCCGGGGAGGAUUUGUACAGAUACUGACAAAAAAAUCCUUUAAAAAACAACAGUCUAAUGCAAUCAAAGAGAGGAAAAUCAGAGCAAAACCUGGGAUGAGUAAAUUAAGGGCAAGAACUGCUGGUGCAAAAGAAUUAAGUGUUUGCAGUGCGCUGAAAGGCUCAAAAGUAAGCUUGCCUAAACAGAAUGAUGGCACUGAACUUGCUGAAAUGAUACCAUCUUCAGAUAUUCCCACUGAAAAAACAGAUACUAUGACAGAAGAAACAUUACUUUCUUCUGGUGUAGAAGGAAAUGAAGUCCGUACAGAAAAAAUAGAAGUACCAGCACCCUCAGAAAAUACCGUGCAGAAACCAGAACUCCCUCCGAAUACCAAAAAGCUAGUUACCAGCUUAAACAUGGCAAGGAGAUUUAAUAGAUUGGAAUGCAAAAAAAAAAAUAUUGUCUUGUUAAGGUCUUCAUUUGGUCAGAGUAGGUCUUUUAGAUUAAAAAGACAGGUAAAGAAAAGGUACAGUUUGUUGGGUAAUAGUAAGAGAGGCAAGUCUGAAACUCAGAGAGUACUCAUGAAGUGUAUCUCCAGCACACAGCUUAAGCCUGGUGAUUCAAGCCCUGUGUCACAUACAGAAUUAGAAACAGAUGCUAAAAGCAAUUGUAAUACUGCUUCAGAAAUUCAAAGUCUUACUGAAGAUAAGCCAAACACUCUUUCUUCCAGCACUGCAGACCCUAAAGAUUCUGACCUUAAACUUUCUGCUGAUUGUGCUGUUCUUCAUACAUGCAUUGACUGUGGCCACGUUUUUCAGAACAGGAGAAGUUUGGAAAAUCAUGUUGCAAAGCUUCAUACAGAAAGGAUCCAGUUUCAUUGUCAGAUGUGUAGUUAUUCCUCUGGCGUCAGGGAAGACAUGGAACAACAUUGUCAGGACAAUAAACACCAGAUGGGUGGUUGUAGCUUUAAUUGUCAACUCUGUUCAUUUAGCAGCUUGAAUGUGAUUAGCCUUCGAAGCCAUAUGAGUGAAGUGCAUAAUAUGUCCUAUAGUUGUCCAGCUUGCAUUCUGCUUUUUCAAACCGAGGAAGAGCUGAAAAAUCAUCAAAAAAAUGAGAAACAUGAUGGUUCAUUAUUUCAGCAAGCCACUCCAUUGAGUAACAGUGAUCAGACCUUGCAAGCAGUACUUUACGCUGACUCAGUAUCAAACAAUAGCCAAAAUCUUGUAAAGGAAACAGAGGUAUCAAUAAAAGGAAAAACUCCUGACUCUUCCUUCAUAAAUCACAGAAACGAACCAAAGCAUUCAGUUCUGAAUAAAACUCAAUUUCAAUGUAAAAAGUGUUUUUAUAAGACAAGAUCUUCCACAGUUCUUACAAGGCACAUAAAACUCCGACAUGCACAGGAGUAUCACUUCCUUUGCAAAGCUUGUAAUCUCUACUCACUGAGUAAGGAAGGAAUGGAGAAGCAUAUCAAAAGAAGCAAGCACCUUGAAAAUGCUAGGAAAAACAACAUUGGACUACGGUUUGAAGAAUGUAUUGCAAAGGUUUGUGUUGGUGUUGGUGGUAUUAAAACAGUGGUGGAUCCUUCCAUUUCUGUGAGUGGGAAUAUAGAGUUAGAUAAAGAAAUUGUACAUGUUUCAUCCUCUUCUGUAGAAAAUGUACCGAGAAAUAAGGAAUUCAUUCCACUUGAUCAAAAGAUUGCUGAAAAUGAGUUGGUUUCAGCUAAUGCACCAAGAAGAGGGAAACCCAAAGGCACUAUAUCAAGGACAUGUACCCAUUGUGGUCUUUUGGCCUCCAGUGUUACGAAUUUGACUGUUCAUGUCAGACGAAAGCACAGCCAUCAGUACAGCUAUUUGUGUAAGGUUUGUAAUUAUUACACUGUAACCAAAGGAGAUAUGGAACGUCACUGUGCAACCAAAAAACACAAAAGUCGUGUUGAAAUAGAAGGACAUGGAAAGCAGAACUCAGAGAUCAUCAUUAGCCCUGGAGGAGGUAAUUCAGAAUUCAUGAGCAAGAAGGUUAACAGCCCCAUGGCUGCUUUGUGUGAACAUGCUGAGGAUGGUAACCAGUCAUCAGAUUUGGAGAAUUCUGUUGUAGACAAUCCGGAAGUUGAGCAAGGAGAUGCUGAACUACAAGGUGUAAAUGCCAGUAGCCUCCCAGAUUCAGACCAUGCUAUCAAUACGUUAAAUACAAACCAAAGUAUAUUUCUGGAGCCAGUGAGGGUUACUCAGGAUGAUGACCCAUGCCUCCAGAAAAGAGCAGUGAAUGCAAACAACAACAGAUGCUUACACUGCAGCUUCGUUGCUCAUUCUUCUUCUUCCUUAGAGCUGCAUGUGAAGCGAAAGCAUACAAAACAAUUUGAAUACUACUGCAUGGCUUGUGACUACUAUGCUGUUACUCGCAGAGAGAUGAUUAGGCAUGCAGCAACAGAGAAACAUAAAAUUAGAAGAGAAUCUUAUGUUUAUUCUUCUUCUGGGGAGGAAGCAAACACAGCAAAUACCACUAAAGAAGGCACUGCUUUGUCUCAAGAGGAGCACCAUCACAGUGCAGGAGAAAUGAAAGCUGGUUUAGGUGAAACCAAAUGUGCCAAUGACACAGCAGGAGGUGAUGAAAUCAAUAGAAGCUUAACUGAGUGUGUUGUCUUAGAUGAAAAUGUGACUCCAGGAAUGCCUAAAGGUGGCAGUUCCAAAAAUGCAGUGGAAGGUGAAGUUGAAGAGGAGUCUAAAAAUGAAGAGGACCUUUUUUGUGAAGGAUUCCAGCAGGCUCCUCAGAAAUUUGAAGCUGUUGAACUUGACAAAGAAGUAUCAAUUAAAGAAACAGGUUCUUGUGACCUGCAGAAAAGUAGGCAUGGUCAGGAGCUGCUCAACUCAGAUGGUGACUGCCCUGCAGAAAAUCAAAAUAGAUCAAGCAGCACAAACUUGAAUUCAGGAGAAGAUGAGGGAAGUUUAGAAGCAAAUAGAGAAACCCCUGAAACAGGGUGUAGAAACACAGACAGUAUCAACAAAAUACCACGGAAAAAGAAUAACCUACUUAUGCUAACUCUUCCAGAAACAAGUAGUGCAGUGGAGCAACCAAAUUCUGUUGGAACCGUUGGAGAAAUGGUACAAAAUAUACAGAGUUUAGUGGGUGACAGAAGUUUCAAAGACGAUCCUACCAGGGAGGCAGAAGAAGCCCUUAUGGAAGCACCACAUGAGGCAGAAGUAACUAUAAAUAACAGCGUUUGGGAGGCAGAUGGCUCAACAGCUGAGGGCAUGCAAGAAAGUAAUAAUGAGGCUUUAGGAACAGUUAUCAGUGCUGAUGAUAAAGGAAAGGCAACAAACAAUUUUGCCAAGUUUGAUUCCUCUAUAGUGAGGUUAAAAAGCCAUCAAGAUGGGGAGGCCACUGACCAGUCUGCUGAAGGACAGCUGUCAGGUGGAGUGAGAUCUAGUGAGCUCAUGGUGAAAGCUGAGCCUUCACCAAGUGGUGGCAAAAAGAAGAAGUCAGAAGGAAUUUCCCUUGGGGAAUCAACACGUAUUCGCUGCGAUGACUGUGGUUUUCUAGCAGAUGGCUUAAGCGGACUAAAUGUUCACAUAGCCAUGAAACAUCCUUCAAAAGAAAAACAUUUUCAUUGCUUACUCUGUGGAAAAUCAUUUUACACAGAGAGCAACCUUCACCAGCACUUGGCCAGUGCCGGGCACAUGCGAAAUGAGCAGGCAAGCGUGGAGGAGCUACCCGAAGGAGGUGCUACCUUUAAGUGUGUGAAGUGCACAGAGCCCUUUGAUUCAGAGCAGAGCCUGUUUCUCCACAUCAAAGAGCAACAUGAAGAGCUGUUGAGGGAAGUAAAUAAGUACAUUGUGGAAGACACUGAACAAAUAAACAGGGAGAGGGAAGAGAACCAAGGCAAUGUCUGCAAAUAUUGUGGGAAGAUGUGUAGAAGUAGCAAUUCCAUGGCCUUCCUAGCUCACAUCCGUACCCAUACAGGAUCAAAGCCAUUCAAGUGCAAGAUAUGCCACUUUGCAACAGCUCAGCUUGGAGAUGCCAGAAACCAUGUCAAGAGGCACCUUGGGAUGAGGGAAUACAAGUGUCAUGUCUGUGGGGUGGCGUUUGUGAUGAAGAAGCAUUUGAACACUCAUUUACUGGGCAAGCAUGGAGUUGGCACACCUAAAGAAAGGAAAUUUACAUGUCACCUGUGUGACAGGAGCUUCACGGAGAAGUGGGCGCUGAACAACCACAUGAAGCUGCACACAGGAGAGAAGCCAUUCAAGUGCAUCUGGCCCACCUGCCAUUAUUCUUUCCUCACAGCCUCUGCCAUGAAGGACCACUAUAGGACUCACACAGGCGAGAAGUCGUUCCUCUGUGACCUUUGUGGCUUUGCCGGCGGGACACGUCAUGCCCUCACCAAGCAUCGGCGGCAGCACACAGGAGAGAAGCCAUUCAAAUGUGAUGAGUGUAACUUUGCUUCCACAACCCAAUCGCAUCUGACACGACAUAAGCGUGUCCAUACUGGAGAAAAGCCUUACAGAUGUCCCUGGUGUGACUACAGGUCUAACUGUGCUGAAAAUAUCCGUAAGCACAUCUUACAUACAGGAAAGCAUGAAGGAGUAAAAAUGUAUAACUGCCCUAAAUGUGACUACGGGACCAAUAUCCCUGUGGAGUUUCGCAAUCACUUGAAAGACCUACACCCAGACAUUGAAAAUCCUGAUCUGGCCUACUUGCAUGCUGGCAUCGUGUCUAAGUCCUAUGAGUGCCGACUGAAGGGGCAGGGAGCAACCUUCGUGGAAACUACAAGUCCUUUUACUGCAGCAUCGCUGGGAGAGGUUUCUCCAGUUAAAGAGAAGGUCUUUCAGGGCAGCAGAAGACAGCCACAGUCACCUGAAGAGGUUCAGCAAGUUAUCAUUAUUCAAGGAUACGAUGGUGACUUUGCAAUUGAUACCUCUGUGGAAGAAACAGCAGCAGCUACCCUUCAAACUCUAGCGAUGGCUGGCCAGAUGGCCAGGGUGGUCCAUAUUACAGAAGACGGGCAAGUCAUAGCCACAAAUCAAAACAGCUCACACAUGAGCAGUAUGGUUCCAGGGCAGAUCCUUACUGAGCAGUUAGCAGAUGGUGCAACACAGGUGGUAGUGGUUGAAGGAACAGGAGCUGAUAUGGAAGAGGCCGUUCAAAUAGAUGCAGUUGCUGACUCCAGUAGCACUGUGCUGCAGCAGAUAAUGCAACAAGAAGUUCUAGAAGCGUCCGAAGCUACUGUCCAUCCUCCAGACUCUUCCUCAGCGUUAGAUGCCCUUCUUUGUGCUGUCACAGAGCUGGGUGAAGUGGAAAACAAAUCUGGACUCCUUGACAGAAGCAGGUCUAGUCACAAAGAUUUCUCGCAGAUGCCAAACCCAGAGACGCCCAGCGCUGCCAGUGAUGCAGAGGGACAAGAAAUACAAAUGUUCCACGAGGUUCAAGAGGCUCAGGAAGGCACCGAACCUAUGGAAGUAGUGACACAGGUCAUGCACCCCUCGGCUAUAAUUGCAUCUCAGGAGAGAGCUCAGGCUGCUUUCAAGAAAAUGGUCCAAGGAGUAUUGCAGUUUGCUGUAUGUGAUAGGGCUGCAGCCGACCAGCUGAUGAAAGAAGGUGUCACUCAGGUAAUUGUAAAUGAGGAAGGGACUGUGCAUAUGGUAGCUAGAGAAGGCUCUCAGAUAAUUAUGCAGGAAGCUGGCGGCCACGCGCUCAGUGUCCAAAGCGAGCACAUGGAUUUAGUUGAGUCAAAUGGGGAAAUAUCGCAGAUUAUUGUCACAGAAGAAAUAGCACAAGCCAUGGUUCAGGGUUCUGAUGGUGACUUCUCUGAAGGUGCAACCCACUACAUUGUCACAGAAUUACCACCAGACAUGCAGGAAGAACCUAGUGUGUACUCACAUGCUGUGAUAGAGACAGCUGGGUCUCAAGAGAUUUUGCAGGCUGGUGCUGCUAUGAAAGCAGAACCAAUAUCCCCUGAUAGAGCAGGAGAGCAGUUAACAAGCAUCGUCAUUUAUGAUGAUGGCUCACAAGUAAUUCAAGGCCAGAGAGAGGAUAACGAAGUAUAAGAAGCAUAAAGAGCUUCACCUCCUAGGCUUGAUGCAGAGCAAAGCUGGAAAUUGCCAGAUCCACGGAGGCACUCUACUCCUGGAACAUUUUCUGUAAAAUCUUCUCAAUACAACAUCCUCCUAGUCAGGUACACACUGUGUGGGAGGUGAGGGUCAGCUGCGAGGAGGAGUUCACUGAAAUGGAUAGUACAAUCUUGUUACAAUAGCUCUACGAAUUACUCUGAAACAAGCAUAUUAGGGUAUAAAAGAGGGUAAAAAGCUGACAUCCCCUCCCCCCAGUAGGUAUUGUUCUGUUCACUGCUUCCUUUGUUGUUGGAGAUUUCCUUUUAAAUGUGGGGUGUUUUUUUUUAAUCUCAGGGUAGUUCCCUGUCUUCUGUGACUCUUAUCUAACAUAAUCACAGGAAGAAAAUUAUUCCAAUUUCGUGAACAGAUAAAUAAGCAAAAAAUCCAAAGCCCACCACAACAAAGUGAACAUGUAAGCUUGCAUCCUAGAAUCGGUGCCCUUCCUCAUUUUAAAGAGGAAGAGGUGACAACUGGCUUUCUAGAAUCUUAUUUUAAAAUACCCCUCGCUAAAAAUAAGUUGGGUGUUUUUUUUUUUUUGCAGCUAAAGUCAAAUAUUUCAUAGUAGCUUAGUCUUUUGUGGUAUCACAUAGGAGGUUUCCCUAAAGA